Salpingoeca rosetta is the source of this 3099-nucleotide messenger RNA. RefSeq lists its product as uncharacterized. The coding region runs from base 1 to 3099 and encodes 1032 amino acids. The record is from RefSeq and is a predicted model, not a curated record. The transcript is spliced from 2 exons. NCBI's taxonomy places the organism in Eukaryota, Choanoflagellata, Craspedida, Salpingoecidae.
AUGAACUUACAACAGAUUAUGAGACCCAGCUCAAUUAGCGCCGACGGCAUCAAGGUCUUCGCUGGCGCUGAGCAGGAUGCCAACCUCUUCUUCAUCACCGUCGAGGCCAAGCUCAUCGCCGCUGGCAUCGACGCUGGCAUCAUCGCCGAGGGUGGUGCUGACCACCAAGGAGACGGGCAGGCUCCAGCAGCUGCCUCAUCGCCGAGCCCAAGCACCCACGGUGCUUCGGGUCCCCGCACUCGCUCCCGCGCUCAACGCGGCCCGCGCCGCACUGGCGCCCGCCACGACGUGGCGGACCAUGAUGACGACGAUGACGAGGGCGAUGGCGACGACCACGGCGCUCAGCCAUCUUCCUCCUCUUCCUCUCUCCCUUCUUCCGCCACUCCGAGCGGAGGAGCGCAGGUGGCGUCCCGAGCCUCUGGCCUGCUGGAUCCCCGUGAUCCACAGGUUGACGCAGCCAUCUUCGCGUUCCUCCUUGGCGUCCUGACGGGACACCCGCUGCGGCUGGCCAUCACCGACAAUCGUGGCCGCUCCGGUGUGCUUGCGCUGCGCCGCCUCCGCGAGCGCUACAUCCGCAGCGGCAAGGACCACGUCAGCCGCCUCAGGCAGCAGCUCUCCUCGACCACCUGGUUGCCCACGGACACCGUCGACACGUUCAUGUCCCGCAUCACGGACAUCAACUCGCAGCUCCUUGCUGCCGGCGUGUCCAUCCCGGAGGACGACCUUCGCACCCUCGUUCGCAACGAACUCCCCGCAGAGUUUGAUGUGGCGAUGCGGUUCAUGGAGCGCGAGGACCCGCCGCCAUCGCUAUCCAAGAUGACGGCGGACCUCAUCCAGGAGGAGCGCCGCCUGCAUCGACCCAAGAAGCGCACGCCUGUGCUCGCCAUCGGUGGGCCAGGCCCCGGCUCCUUCGCUGCAUCACCGAUGCACGCUGGCACGUCGCCCUCCGACACGAGCGGUGGACCAUGCUGUCCACCUGCAGAGCGCGUGACUUGCGCGUUCUGCAACUUCCGCGGCCACUGCGCGCAGCAGUGCCGCAAGCUGCAGGCGGCCAAGCGCUACCACGUCAUCGAUGUGCGGCAGAUCCUGGCUACGCUUCGCAACCACGGCAACGGCAACGGCAAGCGGCCAGGAUCCUCUCGCCCGCAGCACGGACGAGCAGCUCCAUUCAAGAAGGCGGCCGUCGUCAGCCACGGCCCUCAGCGCGUGGAGACCUUCGCCAUCCACCACGAUGCCCUCAUGCUGCAGCCCGAGGGCGAGGAGGAGGGCCACGCCAUCGGACCAAUCCCACCACAGCUAUGGCUCGCUGACAGCGGUGCCACGGCGCACAUCACCAGCGACGCCUCCCUCCUCACCAACUACAUCGCCGUCACGCAGCACGUCACCGUUGCCAACAACCAGACCGUCACGGUCAUCGGCAAGGGCGACGCCAUGCUCCGCUGUUGCCACAUCACUGAGCCAGCCACCGUCAAGGAGCGCUUGCCUCGCCAGACUCUGAGGAGUGGCGCCAAGCCAUCCUGGACGAGUUUGCGGCAAUGCAGGCCCAAUGACGUCUACGACGUCGUGCCUCGCGCUGACCUUCCCAAGGGCCACAAGCUGCUCCGCAGCAUGGUCAUCUUUCGGAAGAAGCGUGACGACCAGGGCAAGGUGAUCAAGUACAAGGCGCGCUGGGUUGCCAAAGGCUACUCCCAGGUCCACGGUGUCAACUACACGGACACCUUUGCCCCGACGGCUACCAUCGCAGCCAUCCGCACCAUGCUCGCCAUGGCCGUCGCGCGUGGCAUGAACGUCCAGCAGAUGGACGUCAACACGGCGUUCCUCAACGCGCCCGUGGAUCACGAGAUCUACGUCCAGCCACCGGCCGUCGACGGCAUCUUCUCGCCGAAUACGGUCCUGCGCCUCAAGCGCGGGCUGUAUGGGCUGAAGCAGAGCCCGCGCCUGUGGAACCACACGCUGGACGCCUGGAUGCGCGAGCAGGACUUCGUCGCCACAGCCACGGACGCCUGCAUCUACCGCCGCACCUGCAAGGGUGGCAAAGUGAUGUGGGUUGCCGUCUACGUGGACGACCUGCUCAUCUUCGCCGACAGCGACAUGGCCGCGUUCAAGAAGGCCAUCUCCAAGCGCUUCAAGAUGAAGGACCUGGGCAGCCCAGACAUAUGUCUCGGCAUCAAGGUGCAGCACGACCGCAAGGCCAGGACCGUCACCAUGAGCCAGGAGCACUACCUGCGCAGCGUGCUGGAGACCUUCGGCAUGGCUGACUGCAAGCCGGUUGGCACGCCGCUCUGCACAGGCUACGUCGACAAGCCAGCCGACAAGGAGGAGCCACUCCCGGACGUGCCGUUCCGCGAGCUGCUUGGCUCCCUCCUCUAUGCUGCGACGAUGACGCGCCCAGACAUCUCGGCGGCUGUCUCCAUCCUGUCUCGCCGUAUGCAGCACUUCGGCAUGGACCAUUGGAAGGCUGCCAAGCACCUUCUUCGCUACAUCAAGGGCACCUUGUCCUACACCAUCAAGUACGCCGCCACUGGCGACACCAGCAACGGCAGUACUGUUGACGGCGUGCUCUCAGCGUACUCGGAUGCGUCCUUCGCCUCCGACGUUGACACGCGACGUUCCCGCACGGGCUUCGUCGUCUUCUGUUCCACGGGGCCCGUGUCCUGGAACUCCAAACUGCAGGCCACCGUGGCCACAGCCUCUGCCGACGCGGAGUACAUGGCUCUCGCAGCCACCGCACAGGAACUCAUGUUCCUUCGCCAACUCCAGGAGGAGCUCACCGGCGCCGUCCUGUGCGAGCCCACGCUCGUCCACACGGACAACCAGCCGGCGCAGCGCGUUGCCGAACACGCCGCCUCGCGCAUGCGGCACAUCCUCGUCAAGUACCACUACAUCCGCGAGUGCGUCGACACCAAGAGGAUUGUGCUGAGCUACCUCGCCACGGAGCACAUGAUCGCAGAUCUCCUCACGAAGAUCCUCCCUCGGCCCAAGACGGCUCAGUUCUGCACGAUGCUGUUCGACCAGCGUCCUCUGCCAGGCUGCCAGCCACGGGCCCGUCCUCAUUCGGGCCGGUCGCCACGUCCUUCGACUCCGCGUCAGGACCUCUGA